Messenger RNA from Thamnophis sirtalis, 1492 nucleotides. The record is from RefSeq and is a predicted model, not a curated record. NCBI's taxonomy places the organism in Eukaryota, Metazoa, Chordata, Lepidosauria, Squamata, Natricidae.
CGCAAGGCCGUUGUUGUAAUUGGCUUUACAGUCGCAUUUCUAAUCGUCAUCAUUGCCCGCCUUACAAAUGAAGUCAGCUUUCCUCUCAUUCUCAGCUGCUUUGGACAAUCCAGUGACCAAUGGGUGCCAUUUUCCUACACACAAAAACGACAUCUAAGGGCUCACUAUGGAUACCUUAAUGUUAAAAAUCAAGAGCCUCUGCAGCUGGAGUGCGAUCUCUGUGCCAUUAUUUCAAACUCCGGUCAGAUGACAGAACAGAAAGUAGGAUCUGAAAUUGACCAGGCUUCCUGUAUAUGGAGAAUGAAUAAUGCUCCCACCAAGGGCUAUGAAGAAGAUGUUGGAAAAAGGACAACAAUAAGAGUUGUCUCCCAUACUAGUGUCCCUCUUUUGCUGAAGAACGCAGACUAUUUUUUCAAGGAAACCAAUAGUACAAUUUAUGUCAUCUGGGGACCUUUCCGAAAUAUGAGAAAAGAUGGAAGCGGCAUUGUAUAUAAUAUGCUGAAGAAGACUGUGGACAGUUAUCCUGAGGCCAAAAUCUAUGUGACCACUGAAAAACGCAUGAGCUACUGUGAUGAAAUAUUUAAAAAAGAAACUGGGAAGGAUAGAAUCCAGUCUGGCUCCUAUCUCAGCACUGGUUGGUUCACCUUAAUUCUAGCGAUGGAUGCCUGCUACAGAAUACAUGUCUACGGAAUGAUAAAUGACACCUACUGCAAGUCAGAAGGCUUUAAGAAAGUUCCGUAUCAUUACUAUGAACCUGGGAGGAGUGAAUGCGAUGAGUACUUCCUUCAUGAAAAUGCACCCUACGGAGGCCACAGGUUCAUCACAGAAAAGAAAGUAUUUGCCGAAUGGUCUAAGAAACAUGCAAUAACAUUUACACACCCUAAUUGGACUUUGUCUUGAUGCUGGUUGUCUCAAACUUCCACAACAGAUUUCAAUGACAGUCCUCCUUAGGUGAUAGCGCAGAAAGUGAUGGUUCUGCUGUGUGCUGUUUGUGUGUCUGUGUGUACUCAGCUGUGGAGGAUUUUUAUUCUGUCUCAUUUUAACUGGAUUUUUUUCUUUCUUAGAAGAUCAACUUGGCCACAGCUUAUUUGCUUAGAGGAUGAACUUCUGCUAUGAGGGGAAAACACCAUCCUAUGCAAGCUCAGUGCUGUGCUGAGUUCUGUGGAUAAUGUCUCUAGUACUUGAAUUUAAAUGACAAAUGUUACUAUUAAAGUAACCCGCCCACCUUUUGGGCAGUAACAGCCAGACAAAUCAGUCUUGUAAAUAUACAGUUUGCUUAGCUGCAGAUUUACUGCAAAUGAGCUACUUAGAGAUGUGCUAAGAAGAUCCUGAUUGCACUUGAUUUCUUUAAGAGGGCUGACUAAGUCUGAACUCAGAGACAAUCCAUAUGAUUAUGACAGAUUGCCCACCAUCACCUCCAGGUGUUCUGACAUGGUCUCCAUUUUCUCAACAUGUAUUUAUUUAAGUUAUAUCCCCUUUUUGGAGCACAACU